AUGGAUCUUCAAAUGACAUUCUACAACCAUAAUCGAAUUUCAGAAAACUUUGUACGAAAGACCAUUCCACAAAUUCAUUCUAAAUUCCAACAUAUACAAUUACAAAAUUUACGCAUUGUAGUUUGUAGUAAUGUAGACACUGUGCAGCACAACGAACAAACAUAUCAGAAAAAAAUUAUCAGUCAUUAUUUUUUAUUUCAUUGGUUUGCGGAGAAGUUUAUUCAGUACCAGCUGUCGAAACACAUUUGA
Messenger RNA from Clunio marinus, 249 nucleotides. Lineage: Eukaryota; Metazoa; Arthropoda; Insecta; Diptera; Chironomidae. The record is from the annotation of a GenBank genome assembly.